This is a messenger RNA of Chrysoperla carnea, 3828 nucleotides long. RefSeq lists its product as uncharacterized. Lineage: Eukaryota; Metazoa; Arthropoda; Insecta; Neuroptera; Chrysopidae. The transcript has 5 exons. The record is from RefSeq and is a predicted model, not a curated record. The coding region runs from base 1 to 3828 and encodes 1275 amino acids.
AUGGCUCGAUUAAAAAUGUCUUUUCCAAGUAUUGAGAUUUGGAAACGGCGUUUAUUCUCGACUAUCUUAAUUAUAAAUCAAAUAAACAUUUUCCGGAAGAGUUGUUUGUUUGUGGUUAAUAAGUUGACGUAUAUUUUUGUGGUUAGUGUGGAAUUAAGCAAAUCAAUGGUAGAGAAUAUGAAGAAAGCUUUGCUUCUAUUAAAUGAAAAUAAAAAUCAAGGUGGUUUGGAAAAAUGGAUUAAGAAAUGCACAGUGAAUAUUCGACAAUUGAAUAAACAUUUAAAAAAAUGUGAUUGUGUUGGUACAAAACGACAUUUGCAAACAAGUAUUGGUGAAAUGAUUGGUUUUCGGGUAAUGAUGAAGGCAAUGCUACAUCAAGGUGGUAAUAUAAAACAUAAUAUAAAACGUAAUAUAAAACGUAAUAUAAAACGUAUUCAAUGGAAGAAUAUGGAGUCCGCGUUUGACAGUCGAAUUAAGACUGGUAUAAUUAUUAAUUUGGCACACAAAGACCCAAAAUUAUUUUUGGGCGAUGCACUGUGUAUGUUUAUACGACAAAUCCGGAAUGUUUUAAAGGAUUUCAAUCAAAUCAAAGUAAAUUCAACAUUUUGCGGUGAAUUUGUAAAGCUACAGAAUGAUGAUGAAGUUUACGAAUUCAAAUAUUUUAAUAGUAAGAAUCAAAUUAUUGAUCGAAUUUCAAAUUUAACGGAAUGGUAUCAGGAAAACAUACAAAAACCAAUUUUAGUACAGCUAGAAGAAUUUCAAGAACGUGACAGUGGUUGGGCCUUAAAUGCAGUUGUAAACUUAAUGAUUAAUAUUAACAAAUAUGAAUCGUUCAGAGGUUCAUCAUAUAUUGAUUUACCUCAACAAAUAAAAUCCAAAAACGCUUGCAUAAACGUUAAAAAUAAUGAUGAUGCUUGCUUUGCAUGGGCGGUUACAUCAGCUUUACACCAAGCUUCAGAGCAUUCUGAUAGAAUGUCUUCUUAUCCACAUUAUUUGCGGGUGUUAAAUUUAAAUGGUAUAAACUUUCCGAUGGAACUAAAACAAAUACCAAAAUUUGAAAAACUGAACGAUAUAAGCAUAAAUGUGUUUGUUUUAAAAUUAAAAAAAUCUAUGUACAGUGUUGUGCCACCUUUGUUAACAAAUAAUAAAAGAAAUAGACAUGUAAAUUUACUUAUGGUUCAAGAUGUGUAUUUUGAUGAAGAAGAUGAUGAUGAUGAAGAAAAUAAUAAUGAUGAGAAUAUUGAUAUCAAAUACCAUUAUUGUUGGAUUAAAAAUUUUUCACGACUUGUAUCAAAUCAACUGAAUAAAGAUGGCCAUAAAAAUAAUAAGGAACGAGUACCGUUUAUUAUCUAUGCCGAUUUUGAAUGUUUAUUGAAACCACUUGCUCCAGAAAAUAAUAAAAAUUCACAACGUUAUCAACAACAUGAAGCAUAUAGUGUAGGUUAUUAUUUUUGUUGUUCAUAUGAUGAUACUCUUAGUUAUUAUAAUUCGUAUAGAGGAGUCAAUCCCGAACUAUGGUUUGUAGAUGAAUUGAAGGAAAUAGCUGAAAAAGUUGAAGAUAUAUAUGCAAAUCCUGUACCUAUGAAUGAGCUUAGUGACAUUGAAAAACAACAAUUUCGGCAAGCUUCUGUGUGCCAUAUUUGUGAAAAAGCUUUGGGUAAUGAUCGUGUACGAGACCAUGAUCACUUAACGGGAAAGUUUCGUUCUGCCGCACAUAGCGAGUGUAAUUUAAAUUACCAAAAUUCACGGACAGUUCCUGUUGUGUUCCAUAAUUUGAGUGGGUACGAUGCACAUUUUGUAAUUAUGGAAUUGGCUACAGCGUUUGAAGGCAGAGUAGAUUUAUUACCUAUAAAUAAAGAAAAAUAUAUAUCAUUCACCAAAAACAUUGUUGGUAGUGAUGUAAAAUUUAAAUUUGUUGAUUCAUUCCGAUUUAUGGCAUCAUCAUUGGAAAAGUUAGCAUCAUAUUUACCAGAAUGUAAGAUAUUAUACAAAAAUUGUUUUGAUGGGGAUGUUCAAAAGUACAAUUUGUUAACUAGAAAGGGUGUGUUUCCGUAUGACUAUGUUGACGGUUGGAAUAAAUUAGAAGAUCGGCAUUUACCACCUAUCACAACAUUUUACAGCCAGUUGAACGAUUCAAACAUUUCACAAAACGAUUAUGAGCAUGCGAAAAAUAAUUGGAAAAAAUUCAAAAUUCAAACUUUAGGUGAAUAUUCGGACCUGUAUUUGAAAACAGAUGUAUUACUUCUAGCAGACAUUUUUGAAAAUUUUCGUGAUACUUCUGUUAAGACAUACAAUUUAGAUCCUGCGCACUAUUGUACCACACUGGGAUUUACAUGGGAUGCAAUGUUAAAAUACACAAAAAUUCAACUGGAAUUGUUAACUGAUAUUGAUAUGUUGAUGUUUGUGGAGCGGGGAAUCAGGGGAGGAAUAAGCCAGUGCUGCAAUCGCUAUGCGAAAGCAAACAAUAAAUAUAUGUCUGAUUAUAAUGAACUUGAAGAAUCCAUAUUCAUAAUGUAUUAUGACGUUAACAAUUUGUAUGGUUGGGCCAUGUCGCAAUAUUUGCCGACUGGGAGAUUUAAAUGGUACACUGACACAUCACUGAACGUGCAACGGAUACCUGAUGAAUGCUCAGUAGGUUUUAUACUGGAAGUGGACUUAGCGUACCCUCAGCAUCUUCAUGAUCAACAUAAUGAUCUUCCAUUAUGCUCGACACAUGAAAAGCCACCAGGUUCAAAACAAAAAAAGUUACUUACAACACUUCAUGACAAAGAAAAAUACAUAAUUCACUACAGGAAUUUGAAACAUUGUCUCAAGCUUGGAAUGAAAUUGAAGAAAGUGCAUCGUAUUUUGAAAUUUAAUCAAUCUCCUUGGCUAAAACACUACAUUGACUUAAAUACUCAAAUGCGUGCCAAAGCAACAAACGAGUUUGAGAAAAACUUAUAUAAGCUAAUGAACAAUGCAGUGUUUGGCAAAACGAUGGAAAAUGUGAGAAAACAUACCAUUGUAAAAUUAAAAACCAAGUGGUCGGGUAGGUUUGGAGCAAAAGUUCUCAUUGCCAAACCAAAUUUUCAUAGUAGGACAAUUUUUAAAGACAACUUGGUAGCGAUUGAAUUAAAUAAAAGUGAGGUGUUUUUUAAUAAACCAAUAUAUGUAGGCAUGUGUAUUUUAGACAUUUCAAAGACAUGUGUAUAUGACUUUCAUUACAAUUAUAUGCAAGGGGUGUUUGGUGAUAAGUGUAAGGUUUUGUAUACCGACACGGACUCGUUAAUUUACGAGAUAAAAACACCAGAUAUAUUCAAAAUUAUGAAACGUGAUGUACAAAGAUUUGACACUAGUGACUAUGAACUAAAUAAUAUUUAUAACAUACCUUUAGUUAACAAGAAAGUACCAGGUUUAAUGAAAGAUGAGCUAAAUGGACAAAUAAUUACCGAAUUUAUUGGUUUAAGAUCUAAAAUGUAUAGUGUAAGAGUGAAUGGUGAAGAUAAAAUAAAAAAGGCCAAAGGAGUAAAAAACUCGGUUAUUAAAAAUACAAUUACUUUUGAUGAUUAUGUUAAGUGUUUAACAAACUGUACAGAAAUUAUUAAAAGACAACAAUGCAUUAUAUCUAAUCAACAUAAUGUAUAUACAGUAAAUCAAUCAAAGAUUGCUUUGAGUCCACACGAUGAUAAACGAAGUUUGAUUGAUAACUCUUCGGAUACAUUCGCGUGGGGUCAUUAUAAAUUACAGUCAGAUGAAGAAAUCGAUGAAUUAUUAGAUGAAGUUAUUAACUUGUUGGGUCAACAUCCAAGCAUUAACAAUAUAAUACAGGGACUGUUAACUACGCAAUGA